Messenger RNA from Triplophysa dalaica, 2293 nucleotides. RefSeq names its product zinc finger, C3HC-type containing 1 (gene zc3hc1). The record is from RefSeq and is a predicted model, not a curated record. Gene Ontology annotation, molecular function: zinc ion binding. The transcript is spliced from 10 exons. Gene Ontology annotation, cellular component: nucleus. NCBI's taxonomy places the organism in Eukaryota, Metazoa, Chordata, Actinopteri, Cypriniformes, Nemacheilidae. Bases 11 to 1504 code for a protein of 497 amino acids.
GACACCAAACAUGGCGGCGCUCGGCAGCCGUGUAAAUCGCCAAGAAAACGGCGAAAAACAAAACAAAUCUCCCCUCGUAUCACCUUUGAAAGUACGAGAACUUCUCAACGAAGGGGUCGCCUCAGAAGACAGCGUGUUAAACUGUUCACAGCAGGAUCCAAGCACAUUGUCUCCAAAUGGCCUUGGCAAUUUUCCUUGUGAGGCAGCGAACAAGGAAUCAUUUUUCAUGAGAGUGGAGUCAUUCUCAUGUCUUAAAUGGGCUGGGAAGCCCCGUGUACUCUCUCCAAUGAGAUGUGCGCGAUACGGCUGGAUCAAUGUAGACUGCGAUAUGUUAAAGUGUUGUAGUUGCCAGGCUUUUCUCUGUGCAAGCAUUCAGCCAACACUGGACUUCCAGAAAUACAAGGGACGGAUUUCGGAGUUGCUAGAGCAACUUAAGACACAACAUGAGAAAUUCUGUUCUUGGCCAGAUUUUCCAUGUCCAGAUCGGUUUUGGGUGGUUCCUAUUAAUGAACCUACAGUUCUGCUUGGUGCCUUUCUAGAACGUUUUAAGAGUGCUUGUCUUCUGGAACAGCAGCUGCCUGCUAUGAAGCCAGAGCGGCUCAAAUCUAUGACAUUGACUGAAGAUGUCAUAAGUGUCCUUCUGCAGCUGAUUGAAGAUGAACAGAUGAAGCAGGGAGAUUCUCCCUCUAAAGUCUCAUCAGACAUGCUGUCUAUACAGGUGGCAGCAUGCAUUGUAUCUCUUUGUGGUUGGGCGGCCAGCCCAGCACUAAACGCUAUGAACCUGCCUAUCCUCACCUGUUCAUAUUGCAUGAGAAAGGUUGGACUGUGGAACUUCUUUCAAAUGGAGUGUGUUUCCGGAGAGGGUGAAAACCCACCGCAGUCUCCGACAUUUGCCGCUACUUCCACUCCAUCUCAAAGCAUAUGUGGGGAUAGGGGGGCACCCACCUCACCAUCUCAAUCCCCCACGCCAUGUCGCAUGAAGCUGCGUAGUCAAGAUUCUUUGCGGUCUGAGCAGAUGGAGAACACCUCAUCCCCACUGUUUCCUCGUACCAGAACAAGAGAGUCACCUAUCCCGCACGAUGAGCUACCCAGUCCGGUACCCAGGGGCAAGAGACCCAUGACCCGCAGAAGGGGUCAGGGGGACAGCAUGAUGGUAGAUGUGCCUUCUAGCCCACAGAGGAAAUCAAAACGACCGCGCCUCUCCUCUGCCAGUGGCCCAGAAGGGUUCAUGCUCAGGAAUGCAUUUGACCCAGUAGCCCAGCACAGAGACUGGUGUCCUUGGGUGAGUGUGGAACAGGACCAGGGAUCUCCAGAUGGCUCUGUCUUGGUUGGAUCUGAUGCAGAACUUCCUCAACCUGGUUGGAAAGCAGCACUGACCCUCUUCUUAUCCAUGAAAAGGAGCAUCAGCCCAAUAGGAACCAGUCCAUCUCAGGGUCCACAUGACAAAUCGAAAAGAGUGUUCUCCAUAUUCCGACAAUGGCAGGUCUCCUCCCCACCCCAGUAGUUGUUUUAUUUGGAAGGAGGACUGGGACGCUCUUGUGAUAAUAAUGGAACACUGUCCUUGGUAAUGAUGACAGGCAUUUCUUUUAAGAGUGUUUCUAUACAUGUGAGUCUUGUUUACAGUUUUUGGUUUGGUUGUGAAAGGGACAGCAAAUCUAUACCGAUCAAGAGAUCUGUGCGAACAGAACUUGUUUAGUAGCACAAAAGACUGCCAGAGUUCUUCUGAGAAGUUGUAACCUUAUAACACUGUUUGGCCUGACCAUUUGGUGGUAUCAAUACACUUUAUACCACAGUUGGCCUGCUGUCAUCAAAAGACGAGCUGCAGACUUUAAGGGGACUGCCAGAUAGUCCUCCCCUCUUCUGGACCGGCUUUAUAGGGUCAGAUCUAGCCUAAGUUUAGAUACGCUUUAGUGAACUCCUCGAUUUACACUGGACGACAUGUUAGUUGUAUCAUCCCUGGACAUUUUUUUGGAUUUUAGUUUAGCAAAACAUUUUUAAUUCCAGUGAGUGUGGGUUUUUGUUUGCAUUGUUCAAACGUGUACAGUGACUUACAUAAAUGUGAAUGGAACAAACAAGAUUUUAUUUUUCUCCCUUGUUUUUAAUAUUUCCACACCGUCUUCUAUCCAAAUGCUGUCUUAUAUAGAUGUGCCAUAAUUUGAAGGGUAAUGCAAAUGGUUUUGGUUUGAUUGUCUUCCAUUUUUUGCUUCUUGUAGUCUCCUCCAUAAUGCAUGUAAAUCUGAGUGCAUCGCUUUAUUACAAAGUGUAAUAAACAUAUUUCUUUCGCGGGUUUUCA